This is a messenger RNA of Hyaloscypha bicolor E, 2748 nucleotides long. RefSeq lists its product as uncharacterized. The annotation marks the transcript as partial. The transcript has a single exon. The record is from RefSeq and is a predicted model, not a curated record. Gene Ontology annotation, molecular function: protein binding. NCBI's taxonomy places the organism in Eukaryota, Fungi, Ascomycota, Leotiomycetes, Helotiales, Hyaloscyphaceae.
AUGACAGAAAGGCCUCUAUCGAUCACAACGCAGAUCGCGACUCCUCUCCAGGCCGCUUUCAAUUCGAUUUCUGCGAAUGAUGCGCUUCCGGUCAUCGAGUCCGCAGACGAAGAACCUUACACCAUCAAGUGUAUCUGCGACUUCUCGGACGACGAUGGGAACACAAUUUAUUGCGAGACGUGCGAUACGUGGCAGCAUAUCGAGUGUUUCUAUCCUGGCCGGGUGGAUGAUGCUUCCAGAGAAGAGUUCGAUCAUUCCUGCGCUGACUGCAAACCACGAUCUCUAGACCGGCGCCUUGCGACCGAACGACAGCGGCACCAGAGGCAGAACAAAGCAAUCAACGACACAGGCGACAAGAAAACUAAGCGGCCACCUUCGAAGAGCCACAAGAAAAAGUCGAAGCCAUCCGACCUUCAAGUAAAUGGCUACCACGAUCACGACGGUCAUAAAGGUGGCAGCCCUCAAGAACACCACCCGCAUACGAAGAAGGCAAAGGGCCACCGAUCGAACCAGUCUGUCAGCUCGCAAUUAAAACGAAGCCCGCCGUUCAAUGCCCGUCCGCAUAACCACGCACACCCACCCAGUCCUGCCCAUACACCGCCGGAUCUACCAAUCAAUUUCCAAAUCCACACCUACUCCGAGAUCUUCCUGACCCUCUACGAUCAAGACCACCCGAGUCGACUUUCAUCGUCAAAUUCCUUCGCAAGCUUGCUCGUCACCAAUGCAUUAGCGCUUUGGCUACAGGAUCCAGGUAAGCUUCAAGGAGACGUAGGUGUGGACAAGGAAGACGUAUUUCAAUAUCUCAAAGUCCCUACGGAUCAGUUGAAGUGGCCCGAGCUACGAGUUGAACGCAAGGAAAAUACGAACAAUGACAGAACGCUUCGAUGGCGACAGUUGAUCACUCCUACCAAUCUGCCUCAAGCCGGUCGUAUUGGGGAGCUCAAUGGCCUGAUCGGGUUCCAGAAGGAUUACUGCGAUGCCACCGAGAAUUGUUGGAAAGCAUCUGCUCACCCUCGUCCUUUCGUUUUCUUUCACCCUCGACUUCCGCUAUUUAUCGACACCAGACAAGAGGGCUCCAUUUGCCGCUACGUGCGACGUAGCUGCCGUCCGAACACAAACUUGGAGACAUUCAUCGCUCUUGGAAAUGAGUACCACUUCUGGUUGACCAGCGAACGACCACUAGCUGCCAACGAACAAAUCACGAUUCCAUGGGACUUUCGAUUUCCAGGUCAAUAUCGAUCCAGAUUCCUACACCUGCUGCAUCUGAGUGAUGAUGACGGUGCGCCGUUUGAUGGGGCGGGCAUCAACGAUGAAGAAUACGAACAACUCACUUCAACGAUUGAGAUGGUUCUCUCUGACCAUGGCGGCUGCGCAUGUGAUCUCGGCAAUGACUGCGCGUUUGCACGGUUCCAUCGAAGCUACCACGGAAGAUCGCAUACUCAAUCGAACGGAGUGAGGUCAAAAAAGGGUCGCAAGCCCAAGCAGAACCAUGUUUCUCCCACGAGUACGGGCCAUGCGACCAACAGCCGAGCUGCCAGCGAAGGACAGCAAGAACAAUAUGACGAUGAUGAUGGCAGAUCCGUGUCGGAUUCUGCGCGGAGCAAGCCUCACAGUCGGGAUCUAACGCCUUCCCAAGGAGCUGGCGAAACGAAUGGCAUUCUCACGGAGCCUUCAGAUCGGGAGAAGAGAAAGUUGGCAAUGCUUGAAGAGUCGUUCCGAAAGAUGGACCAGGGCCAACCGCCACGCAAGAAGAAACGACCAUCCGAUAGUUCGACGGCGAAUGUACCGGUGAACACUCCACAGCCGACCCCGAAACCAAGACAACGGUCUGUUGCUCCCCGCAUGUCGAUCUCGCAGCCCACACCGUCAAAUUCGAAUGGCAAUCGAUCACGGCAGUAUGUGGAUGCGAGCACGUUGAGACGGCAGUCUGGAUCACCCUUCAGCGCACUAUCGCCGACUGCAGCAUUGCCUUCUCCUGACAAUCAAGCAUCCCGCAACGGAUCAGCGACAAUUCGAUCUAGGCAAACAUCUGUGGCGCCGAAGAGCAUUUACACUGACGCCGCAACACAGACGGAAGAGGUUGAGAAUGCGUGGUGGAACGAUCCCAAACCAAAACAAAGACGUUCGAUGGUGCCUUUGUCGAAGCGGCUCCUCAAGAAUCGGCAUAAGCUACAAGCUCAAUCAGAGGCACAGACAUGCCAGCAAACACUUGUAUCAAAUGACGGGGAAGAACAGAAUGUGCGAGCAUCUCCGACGGCCUCGAUGGACUUGGAUGCAUCGACCCACGAAGACCGGUAUCAUAUGGAAUCCCCAACGGAUGCAAAGGCUCGCAAUUCAAGUAUUUCAUCCUCGACACCGUCAGUAGACGUCCCACCUACCUCCGUUGACACGGCCAUGAUCGAUGCUCCUGCUAUCGCUGUAAGUACCACGAUAAAGCCACCUCCGCCACCUUGGCCUGGCCAACUAAAUACUGCACUUGUUGGUUCACAACCUCCCUCUGGUCAGAAAUCGCCAGGUUUGCGAGUACAGAUGCCUCCAGCACCCAUUUUUUCCACUCCGAACAUGUCUGGACCCAUGUCCGGCCCCGCAACCCCAUCCUCUGCAUCUGGAUCCCUUGCACAGUCACCACUUGGGACCGUGCAUCCUACAGCCGUGUUCGCAUUGCCCAUGGUCAAUGGUGCUAGUCAACAUCCGAGCCCCGUCAAAACGACCAAGAAGCUGAGCUUAAGCGAUUACAAAGCUGCGCGG